GCCAGCUCAACACUCGUCUGACAAGUUUCCUCGGAUUCACAAACCUUCGCAUCUCAUCUUCUCACUGCUAACAUUCAACAUGAAGUGUGACGCCGUUAUCGAGAAAAUCAAGGCCCGCGUCGCCGCAAUCGAUCCCAAUGGACCCCGCAAGGUGCUCGGAGUGUUCCAGCUGAACAUCAAGGCUGCCGAUGGAGUGCACGAGAUCAUUGUCGAUCUGAAGAACCUGAAGGUCAGUGAUGGAAAGGCUUCCGGUGCCGAUGUAGUGAUCAAUCUGAGCGAUGAGGACUUCAUUGCCAUCGGAACCAAGGCAAUCUCGGUGCACGAUGCCGUCACACAGGGCAAGGUCAACAUGACCGGAGAUGAAGCUCUCUUCCAGGCCCUGGUCGAUGCUAUCUAGGCGUGAUGAUUGACCAAAACAAAGCGACGCGUAAAACUGGUUACGAGAACUAAGGCAAUCAACUAGGAGACAUUCCGAAAUUAUUUCAGCACCCAUAUGUCAACUUAUGGGUACCAAAAUAAUUGGAAAUAAAACUUAUUUUAGUUUUCAGGAUCAAAGAACCUAAUUUUUAUUCAUAAAAUAUUGUAAACCUUCAAAUAAACGAAAUUUCAUUGACCGUU
This is a messenger RNA of Uranotaenia lowii, 618 nucleotides long. RefSeq lists its product as uncharacterized. The record is from RefSeq and is a predicted model, not a curated record. Bases 80 to 397 code for a protein of 105 amino acids. NCBI's taxonomy places the organism in Eukaryota, Metazoa, Arthropoda, Insecta, Diptera, Culicidae. Gene Ontology annotation, cellular component: cytosol. The transcript has 2 exons.